Aspergillus fischeri NRRL 181 is the source of this 633-nucleotide messenger RNA. RefSeq names its product YbhB/YbcL family Raf kinase inhibitor-like protein. The transcript has a single exon. NCBI's taxonomy places the organism in Eukaryota, Fungi, Ascomycota, Eurotiomycetes, Eurotiales, Aspergillaceae. The record is from RefSeq and is a predicted model, not a curated record. The coding region runs from base 1 to 633 and encodes 210 amino acids.
AUGACCGGGAUCCUCGACUAUCUCCAGUGCGCUCUGGGGAAGCUUCUAUAUCGCGUUCGUGGCCAUGAUUCGAAGCAGAUCAUCAGAAGUGCUGCUUUCAAAGAUCUUCCCGAACCCAACAUGACCCUUGAAGCACCAGAAUGUGGUCCCACCGGCUCAGUACUGCUUGACUUCCAUACUUGUCUCGCUGAGGACAGCAAGGGAAGAUUCCCUGAGCUUCGCUGGACUCCUCCUCCUCAGGGUGACGUGAAGGAGUAUGUGCUGAUCUGCGAAGACAUUGACUUGCCCAUUCCACGUCUCGUGAUCCAUCAUGGCCUGUUCUACGGUAUCCCUCCCACGACCACCACCGCAACACAUGCCGACAUCAAACAGAAAAAAGACGCAGGAGAACGACUGACUCGCUCUAAUUGGAAGUAUGUUCCUAAUCUGACCGGCAAUUCUUAUAUUGGUCCUGCUCCACCUCUGGGUCACGGCUUGCACCGGUACAUUUUCACCAUUAUCGCACUCAACGAGCCUCUCCAGUUCGACCAAGGAGAACAGGUCAGCAAGCAAAUGAUCAAAGAGGCCAUGGUUGGCAAAGUCAUUGGCUGGGGUCAGUGGGUUGGACUUUGGGAGCGCCCUUGGCCCAAAUAA